AUGAACUGUAUCACAUACGUACAGCCUGGCAAUGGCUUCAUGCCCAACUUCCAGUUGUUCCAAAGAUCAAAUGUUAAUGGACCAGUUUCAACGAUCAAUCCUAUAUUCGCAUGGUUGAAGAGUGGAUGUGGACCAUCAUCACCAACUCUGAUCGCAACUGAUUUGAUCAGCUGGACACCAGUAUUGUACAACGACAUUGAGGGUAACUUUGCCAAGUUCCUGAUAUCCAAGUCUGGCAAGCUCGUCAGGAGAUACUCCUCCACCACCAUGGUCCAAGACAUUGCCGGUGACAUCUCCGACUUGUUGAACGAAUAA
Molecule: messenger RNA, 315 nt
Organism: Acytostelium subglobosum LB1
Lineage: Eukaryota; Evosea; Eumycetozoa; Acytosteliales; Acytosteliaceae
Exons: 2
Coding region: 1-315 (104 amino acids)
Biological process (GO): response to oxidative stress
Molecular function (GO): glutathione peroxidase activity
Source: RefSeq, a predicted model, not a curated record